AGUCAGAGUCAGUUGUAAAGCGACAUUUAAGUUCAACAAACGCUUUAUAGCAAUAUUAUAACAUAACUCAACUAAUUCUUUAUGGUAUUAAAGUGAAAAACUAAAAUAAAUUCACAGAUAGUGUCGGUAUAUAAAAUGACAGGUUAUUUUUUUUUAAUUUUGUCACAGAGUUAGAGGCCACGGUUUAGAAUAUUGUGUUGGGAGUUAAGUGCGAGUGUUAUAUAAAAGUUUUGUGAUGUGAUAUAUCUUAUGGAAAUACACUGUGAAUGAAAAUGUGGAAAGAUAUCUUCUACGUGAAAUCAGUAAGAAAAAAGGAAAGCGGGGAAUAGUUGAGUAAUCCUGCAAUAUGUCAAGCGGGAGUUGCUCGGGGCCGGGUGUGUGUGGUGGGGCGAGACGUAGGCCUCCCCCUCCUCCCGAGCCUGCACUGUCCUUGGCUGCGGACCUGAGUGAGCUGAGCCUCGACCAGGGCUACCACACCCUGGCUGACUGCGGCCCCCCUAGGAGGAGGAGGGAUAACACGCUCACUGACGCUCUGUGGCUGAAGAUACUGUCCUACCUUGAGGUGUCAGAUUUAUGCCGAAUGUCCCGGGUGUCCAGACGAUGGUCUCGUUUCGUGGCCAGGCUGACUGCCAGACCUGAACCCUGGAGGCGGGUACGGGCUUCUGGUCCCCUGGAGGUGGCUGCAAGGUGCGCGGGUGCAAGAGCUGGACCCUGUGUUGGUGCUGUUAGGGAAUGGAGGUCCAAGACCUGUUCUGUGACGGUAGCCGGAGCACAGUUAUUAGCGGCGACCUUCAGGAACUUAACUCAUUUAGCUUUAACGAACUCAAAUACAGUGGACGCAAGAGCUUUGGCCCCAAUUAUCACAGAUUUGGUUGACCUGCGCCAUGUUGAUUUAACAGGCUGUCCAAACAUGGACUGGCCAGAGUGGAAUUGGCUGGAAAGUCGUCUUACAAACAGACGGCCCCCCAUAGAGUAUAUAGACCUCACUGACUGCACCGCUGUCACCGACGCCGGCCUCUGCGCUCUGCUCCACACCUGCCCUUCAUUACAGUACCUUUAUCUAAGGAGAUGUACUCUAGUCACUGAUGCAGGAGUCCGAUGGAUACCUUCAUAUUGCGCUCUCAAAGAACUGAGUGUGUCUGAUUGUACAGGGGUCACGGACUUCGGUUUAUACGAACUGGCGAAAUUGGGGCCAGCGUUACGAUACCUAUCCGUUGCUAAAUGUUCUCAGGUAUCAGAUUCAGGGGUCCGAACUCUCGCACGUCGCUGUUAUAAGCUGCGUUAUUUGAACGCCCGUGGCUGUGGGGCGCUGGGGGAUGAUGGGGCCGAGGCCAUCGCCAGGGGCUGCUCCAGAUUAAGAGCUCUGGACCUUGGUGCCACUGAUGUAUCGGAGGCCGGGCUGCAGAUUCUUGCCAGAUGCUGUCCGAAUCUUAAGAAGCUGGCGUUGAGAGGCUGUGAACUCAUCGGCGACGAUGGUUUGGAAGCUGUUGCGUAUUAUUGUAGAGGUUUGACACAGUUAAACAUUCAGGACACGCCCGUUACAUUAAGAGGAUACAGAGCUGUUAAGAAGUACUGCAAGAGAUGUGUCAUAGAACAUACAAAUCCAGGAUUCUGUUGAACUUUGAAUAAAGAAGUGUAAAGUAAAGAAUAAUUCGACUAAUAGUAAGCGUACUAGAAUGUACGUACGUACGUAAGCGUGGUAGAUAGAUAAAGUGCAAACUAAUCUUUGGUUUAAUGAUUAUUCUUUACGGUUAAUUGUUAUAACUUGACUGAACCUACGAUUUAUUAUGUAUAUAAUGUUAAUUUACCUACUAUUUAAUUGUAGUCAUAUAUGUAUAAAUAUAAACAGCUUUAUCUAUAUUAGCAAGAAAUGGAUUGUUACACUUAUAUCAUGUAUAUUUUUUUUUGAGGCAUUUAAAAGUUAUUAGCGGAGAAAAGUCAUUGGAAUAGACAGGUUGUGUGAUAUUCCACAUUUAUUGAAAUUUCUUGCCAUUAUACUUAUGCAAUUUAUUUUCAAAUUAUUAUAUAUAUAUCUUUUAUUCUUGAUAGUAUAUCUGUAAAUAGUUUGUAUUUUAAAUUCUUUAAUUUCAUUUUUAAUCUCUGCUCUUCUCUGUCAUAUAAAUGGCAAUAAAAAAAAAUUCUAAUUGCCGUUCAGGUAAGUUUUUACAGUUUCUCUUCAUAUAUAAAAACUAAAAUGGCUGCCGUAAAAGAAAUUUGGUUUUCCAUAAAGAUGUAAUAAAUUUUUACGAUCUCAUAUACUAAAACUUUUCUAGAAUGCUCAAGAUUAAAACUUAUUUACUGUCAUUACUAUCAGCAAUAUCGAAUUUGACCAAAAGAAUUACAACUCCUAUUUCGAAAUCAUAAUAAAUUUCACUAACCCAUUAUAAUAAGUUAUUAUAUUAUGUAAAUAUAUUGUUUUUAAUUGAAUGUAAAUAUUUGUAGGCCAAACAUUAUAGCGGCAUUUUAAUAAAAAAAAAAAAUAUUUAAAAAAUUUGUUAGAAUACAACAAGAAUUAAAAAUUUGAAAAAAAUUGACCGAUGUUGUGCCAUAUGAAGGAAAACAUAAAUUAUGUGUAAUGUAAGACAUAAAAUAGUUAUUGUAUAUAUAAAAAUAUUACGUUUCUUUAUAAGAAUGUAAUUAGUAACAUAAAUAUUAUCUUAAAAAGAUAAUGUUCUAUGUAAAUUUGGGAUAGACCAAUGUUGUAGAUAUGUUAUUAAAUUAUAACUUAUAAAAUAUAA
Molecule: messenger RNA, 2738 nt
Organism: Danaus plexippus (monarch butterfly)
Lineage: Eukaryota; Metazoa; Arthropoda; Insecta; Lepidoptera; Nymphalidae
Gene: Fbxl7
Product: F-box/LRR-repeat protein 7
Exons: 8
Coding region: 347-1618 (423 amino acids)
Biological process (GO): SCF-dependent proteasomal ubiquitin-dependent protein catabolic process
Cellular component (GO): SCF ubiquitin ligase complex
Molecular function (GO): protein binding
Source: RefSeq, a predicted model, not a curated record